GACACCAGUGGACUGUUCCCAAAAGUAUCACUGACUCAUCGUAACAAGUGGUGAAGCUCCCAGAAGACUUCAGAGCAGCCUGGAUCUAUGGUCCUGCUGUUUCCUUGUGUAGCCUUCAUGGGGAAAGGAGCUAUGAUGGAGAACAGAUAGUCAGAGCUGCAGCACAGGACACAAGCAUGGGUAGCGACGACCUUAUUCUCAUCACCUUGUCCGGAGAGGGUCCCUGGGGCUUCAGACUGCACGGGGGAUCGGAGAAGAGCUUACCUCUACUUGUGUCAAAGGUCCGUAAGCGCAGCAAGGCAUGUCGAGGUGGGCUGAGGGAAAACGAUGAGCUGAUCUCCAUCAAUGGGAAACCUUGUGCUGGACUGUCACAUGCAGAGGCAAUGCUGACAAUUGACUCAUCUGGCGGCACUCUCCACAUUCGUGUCAAGAGGACAGCAGCUGAAGCCCAGACACCUCGGUCCCACAAAGUACUUCCUUCUCCUAGCAGCCCAAACACCAUCAGAAGCCCAGAACCCCCUGGAUCCUCUGCUGCAUCACCAUCCAUCUCGACUGGCCAACCCCGACUGCUUCACCUGGAGAGUAUUACCUCUCCCCCGGAUAGUGAGGCAUACUACGGGGAAACAGACAGUGACGCUGAAACGAGAACAUCUCCAGGGCAUCCCCUGAGUGCCCAGCAGCAUCAGUGCCAGCAGCAAGCAAACCCAGAAAAACACCGCAGGGUGCGUAGGAAGAGUCCAAGAUCUCCACCUGGCAGCAAAAUAGAAAACGAGCAACAAUCGCUGUCUGAGAUGAGUGGUUAUGAGAGUGGUCCUGGUGGCAUUGCAGAAGAUGCCUUGCAGCCAACAAGUGGAGUGGCCAAAAGAGAAAUAACAUACCAGCCUGACAGUAGCAGAGCUGAAACUCCCUUCUCAGAUGUGGAAGGCUUCCUGCCAGCUGAGGAGCAGGAGAUAUCCAGUGUCACUGCAGCCUCACCUGAAUCUUUGCUGUUGCCCCAUGCCACGAAAAGCAUCCGAGCUGAGAGACAUCUUAUCCCAAUGAUAGGACCGGUGGAACACCCUGUAGAUGAAGAUCUGACAACGACCUAUUUAGAUAAAGCCAAAGAAGCAAAACUUCACCGCAGUGAGAGUGUACAGGAGAAGAACGUCAAGGAGGCUAGAACCAAAUGUAGAACCAUUGCAUCUCUGUUAACUGAUGCUCCAAAUCCCCACUCCAAGGGUGUUCUUAUGUUUAAAAAGAGGCGGCAGAGAGCAAAGAAAUACACUCUUGUGAGUUACGGAAGUGUAGACGAGGACCGAUACAACGAAGACGAGGACGGUGUCGUCCCAACAAGUGAAUCAGAAUUUGAUGAAGAAGGAUUCUCUGAUGCACGAAGUCUAACAAACAAUUCAGACUGGGACAGCACCUAUAUGGACAUUGAAAAGCCUAAAAUGGAGCACGAGCUACAGGAAGAAAAGGGCCUGAGUGAGGCAUCUGGAAAAGGAGCAGCAUUGUUUGAAGUACAAAGACAGAAAUCAGAACACAUGGUUGAAAAUACUCCAACUCAAAAUCCACAAGAGCAUCAGAAAGCUCCAGUUGCUCCUCCUAGGAGAUCAGUGAAUAAUGGGAAUGUCAUAAAUCUGGUUAAUUGUGAUAGAAGCCAUGAUAACUCAGAGAAUACCAAGGUGACAAGCACAAAGAUAUCACUGGCGCCACCUCACUCUCAAAUGCCACAAACUGAUAAUGCCCAAGCAUCUUUAGCUGGAAAUGGCAUCUUCAAUAGGUCUGCACGACCAUUUACUCCCGGUCAAGUAGGACAACGGAAUUUGGCUUCAUCUGUUGUGUUCAAACCGACCCCACCCAAAAAAAUUGAAAGUUUACCUGUGCAAAAUAUUGCUCCAUCACCAUUCACUCCAUUGACAACUGACAUAUAUUCAAGUCCUCAGAAAGCUCCAGUUAGCUCUGUUGCAUCACUUUAUAUUCCAGCACCUGGGAGACACGUGCCAUCAUCCGCAACCAAAUAUAAUGAAAAUGAAAAAGAAAACUCUCCAAUUCCAACAACACCGAGGACUACUACUGCUUCCAUAUAUCUGUCAUCUCCUUCGCGUCCACCAGGACCUCAGAUGGCUACUUCCCAACCAUAUGUUAUAGAUUCCACUCCAGUGACCCCACUGACAUCUACUGUGUCACAAUUUAAUAGUCCAGCAUCCAGUAGUUUGAAGGAUACAUCUUCUUAUAUCUCACCAGUUGCCCAUGUGAACCAGCCAUCUGAGUCGGUAAAUUCAAGAGAACAGAGGAUCUCUGUACCUAUUGGGCGCACUGGUAUUCUAAAUGAAGCUCGAAAGAGAGGAGGCAGGAAACAAAUGUUUGCCAAAAAAGAGGAGAAAAAAUGCUUACCUAACCCAGAGCUUCUCUCUAUGGUGCAAAAUAUAGAUGAUAAACCCAAACAAGAGCAACAUGGAGCAGGUUUUGAGUCUGGCCCAGAAGAGGACUUUCUCAGUUUAGGAGCCGAAGCUUGCAAUUUUAUGCAGUCUUCAGCACGAAAAUUUAAAGUUCCUCCUCCUGUGGCUCCAAAACCCAUUUUGAAGACAUCAGAACAACUUAUGAAUGGAAGUCAAGAUAUGCCCCAGUUGAAAGGCAAAGGAGCAGAAUUGUUUGCAAAACGACAAAGUCGCAUGGACAAAUUUGUUGUUGACUCAGACCAUAGAUCUAGCUCCAGGCCUAACUCAAGGCCAAGAACACCCUCACCAACGCCAUCGCUUCCAUCAUCUUGGAAAUACUCAUCUAACAUUCGUGCACCACCCCCAAUUGCAUAUAAUCCAUUGAUGUCUCCAUUUUAUCCAUUAGCAGCAUCCAAAUCUCAAGGUACCAAAGUAAACAGCAAAGUAAAAAAAGGUGCUACUGGCAAACCAAGAAUGCAAGCCAUUGAUUUUAUGCGUCAUCAGCCUUACCAGCUAAAUUCAGCUAUGUUCUGUUUUGGUGAUACAUCUAAUGGUCAAGAUACCCAAAAAUUGAAUGCUACUCCAGCUAGACAAGUGCCUGUGAAAACUGCUAGAGCUCAUGAAAUUAAGCGCUUCUCAACUCCAACUCCAAUGUUAUCAUCAGUCAACAUGACUCCAACUGUAUUAGCUCCCAGAUCUGCAACAACUCUUGCAGAACCAGUUUGGAGAACCGAUGCAGCUUGCCAACCAAUGCCAGCCAAUGUUGCAGGGCCAAUGCCUUAUCAUGCUCCUAUACAGGAGGCUCAACAGAUAAAUCGAGCUGCUACAGUCCUUAGUCCUACUAACUCAUUCUCUUCCCCUAGAUCAUCAAUUUCAAGAAUUCAGGUAGCAAAACCUAGAUUCUCUGCAGCAAAAACUGGAAUGCAGGCUAACGUAUGGAGACCGGCCAAAGUGCACUUCUAACCUUGCAGAUUAUAUGCCUUUGAUGUUGUUGACCCUCUAGUGAAAAUGCUCUUGAAAGAAAUUUGUGCUUCGCUGUUUUGUAAUGUUCAUCCAAAAAUAACAUUCUGUUCAUCCUUGUAGUCUCGCCUAGCAAACUGUGUAUUAAACUAAGACUGUUUUAAACUAAGAUUAACUAGGAAGAAGGAAAUAUGGAAGAAGAAUAUCCGAUGUUUCUGAACCUUGGUGGAUUAUAGAACAGAAACUGAAGAUGAAUUAUUAAAUGAAUGCAAUAUACAAUUGCAAAAUAUAUAACUAAGAGACUUUGGAGACCAUAAGAAUUUUGAAUUGUAUAGAAUGUAACAGGAAAGUAAUGUAAAACUCUUUAAGGAAAGAGUAUCCACAGAGAAAGACUGAACGGACAUUGUGUCAACGAUGGUGAAAGGUUGGUGCAGUUACUACAACUAAGUGGCUAAGUGGCUGUUUUAUGUCAUACCACUAUCCAAUGAGGCGACAUUAGAUACGCACAAAUCUGCAAAGAAUAGUAAAAAAAUAUUCAAAUUCUCUUUUGCCACAUCAUAUAGCAAAAAGUUUAGUUUCUUUGGCCAGAUUGAAAAUGUUGGAACGCCACUUAUGGUGCACAUAAUGGACUGGAAUGUAAAGUACAGUAGGCAAAUCGUAGUGUCUGUAAUAAUUACUUCAGCUUCUUUUGAACCAAUUUAAGAAAUAACUGCAUGUUAAUAUUGUUUCCAUGGUGUGCGCAUGUUUUUUGACACCAUUUCUGCAUCACAAUCAUUUUGUGUUUUAUGCACAAAAUGUAGAUGGUUUGUUAGUUUACAAAGUGUGAUGUCUUUUUUUUUUUUAUCCAAAGACAAAUGUCACGUGGAUUUAUGCAUACUAUGUUGUACUUUAGUUUUUGCCUAAAUUUACUAACGUAUGAUAUUUCCCAUUCUGCAAAUACGGAGUAAAAUUUGUUUCUGGAAAAACAGUUACAGUGACUUUUUUUGUAACACAGCUCUGAACGGAGAUAUAUAUGCAGUGAUUUACUUGUUAUUAAUACUUAAUUAAAAUUAAAAUAAAACCUAAAUAGACAAAAUAAUAACAACAAAAAAUAAGCUUAAUUAACAAAUCUAAAAUCAUAGUCAGCACAUCUUUCAUGUCUAUUACCAAUAUGUAGUACAGCACUAUCAAGAUUUCCUGGAGACAAAAGUCUGGUAUAAAACCUAGCCGCUGUACUUGUUAAAUAAAGCUUAUGUUUCCUGUUGCACGUUUUCACUCCUUGCACAAUGCUGUUUGCAAAUAUAAAACCUAAGUCUAUAAUGGUGAUUUUAGGGGUCAUUCAGAUGGGGUUGCUAUUGCACUGUCAUGCGCAAAGUACAGAUGUUCGGCACUUUGCGCAUGUGCAAGACCAAUUAUGCGCAUGCGCGAAUGGGUCCUGUAACGUCGCAAGCAACCCGGCAGUGAUUGACAGUGUGAUGUUGUUUUGGGGGGCAGGGUGGAGGUGUGACAGGCUCAGUUUGAAAAAACUGAGGCAUGUUGCCGUUUAGAGGGAAUGAAGAGGUCAGGGAUCUCUGUCUUUGAACGCAGCUUGAUAGCAACGCCAACUGCACCUGAAUAAUGCCCUUAGAGGCCAAAAAAAGUGUAAAACCACCGUGCAAAUGUAAUUUGUUUACGUUACACUCCUACUUUUUCCAACUGUAUCCCAUUUUAUGGGAAGAGCAAUGAUUUGCAGGACUAUGGGGCUCCAAAGGUUUGCACUGAUGGUAAUAGUUAGGCUGAAUCUUGGUGUAUGUUGGUAAGUGUGAGUUAGGCACACAAGCGACCCUAGUUUUACUCUGUAGUAUAGAAGCAAAAUAUUAUACUAUGGGAUUCCAUUAUUUAAAAAAGAUAAAGAAGUAGGGAGAGUUGUACAGACUUUACCUCUUCACAUACACACUUACCUCUUUACAUACACACUUGGAUGUAUGCCACAUCUGAAGUUCAGAAAAGCGGGUCUUGUGCCUAACCUUAUAUAGCACCAUCUAGUUGCAUUUACUGUAUGAGCGAAAGUGACCUUCUAAGUACACAAAUAUAAUACAAAACAUCUUGAAUAAUAUUAGUUCCAGUGUCACCUCAUUUUCAUUACGAAAGUGAGACAUAAUUAAGCUAAAUUAACAGUAUUUUAGGAGAAACACUGAAGAGAAAGGUCCUAAAGUUGAACUUCAAUGCACAUUUUCCACUCUGCACAUUUCCACUCUGCACAUUUUCUAGAGCAUCUCCCAACCAGUUUUCAAAGUCUGUUGAAAGGGCAUGGACUUUGGUUGGCAUGUAGGCCUAUAUAAAGAUGCAAUGUGGGUACACUGAUUUUUAUAUUUGUAAGUGGUUCUUUCUGUUUGUGGCUGCCACGAGAGUCCUACAAUGUGCAUUUAACAUGCAUCUAAGAAAACCUAAAUAUGUAAAAGUGAAUAUGAGUUAUAUGCAUCACAGUGCAGUCUGAGCCACUACUUGUAACAGACGGUAUUAGUUGUCAUGUCAUGAUGACUGUAUCUUUUUCCAUGUUUGUUGCUGCGUCAUAUGACCAUUGAACAUUUUCCAUGUACGUUAACCAUGAAUUUAGUCAUAUGACCGUGGAGCAUUUUCAGUGCUUGUUUAGCAUGUAUUGUGUUAUAUGACCAUGGAGCAUUUUCAAUACAUAUUAACCAUGUAAUGUGUCAUAUGACCAAUAUGCAUUUUCAGUACAUGUUAACCAUGUAAUGUGUCUUAUAACCAAUUCCUCCACCAGACAAGGCGUAAGUAUGGAAUAAUGUAAACUUCUCACAAAAUGUCAUUGGUCAUGUGCAGUUCCCCAUAUUAGCUAUUACAUUAAUGUAAUUAUCGCUUUAGGAAACAUCACCUCUUCUAAUAACACAAAGACUUGAUAGAAUGGCUGAGUUUACUAAACAGAUUUUGGUAGAACUGUGGAACAGAGUCUAUUGGCCGGAUGUAUGGAGUGCGAGACCGCCGGACUCAGAGCUUCCGGCCGAACUCGUAGGUUUUUUUAAAGCAGCCAACAUUUCCAAGGCAAAACCAAACUGGUUUUCCCAUGUAAAUGAUUGCUGCGUUAAAAAAACAUACAAGUUCUGCUGGAAUCUCGGAACUCCGUCCGUGUUGCAGUCCAUUUCAUCUGACCCCAUAUGUCCAUGCCAUUUCCCUCAUUUCAGAGCCUUCAGCUCAGAUGCUAGUAUAUGAUAGCACAGUACUUUUUGAAUUUUUACAGUUGCCUUGCUAUGCACUAUUGUAUUUGAUUACAUUUCUAGGUAAACUAUUCUGUUUAUUUUUUAGAGAUCUAUUGUAUUUUGGUAUAUUUUCUAAUAAUUUAUAUUUAUUUCUACAUCAACAUCUGUAUAUCCAGUUUCCAAAAAGUGUAAACCAACAUGAUUAAAUCUCAUAUUACAUAACUGUCCUAGUAAAAAGGAGUGACACUUA
Messenger RNA from Pseudophryne corroboree (corroboree frog), 6803 nucleotides. It is a transcript of the gene SYNPO2L, whose product is annotated as synaptopodin 2 like. Bases 177 to 3383 code for a protein of 1068 amino acids. Gene Ontology annotation, biological process: positive regulation of actin filament bundle assembly. NCBI's taxonomy places the organism in Eukaryota, Metazoa, Chordata, Amphibia, Anura, Myobatrachidae. The record is from RefSeq and is a predicted model, not a curated record. Gene Ontology annotation, cellular component: actin cytoskeleton; Z disc; nucleus. Gene Ontology annotation, molecular function: actin binding. The transcript is spliced from 4 exons.